AUGGAAGCUUCAGAACCAGUCAAUGGAGGAUCCGUACAGAUCCAAACAGAGAACGGAACACGAAAGCUUCCGAAUUUCUUACAGAGCGUGAACAUGAAAUACGUCAAAUUAGGUUACCAUUACCUGAUUACUCAUCUCUUCAAGCUUUGUUUGGUUCCUUUAAUGGCGGUUUUAGUCACUGAGAUCUCUCGAUUAACACCAGAAGAUCUCUACCAGAUUUGGCUUCAUCUCCAAUACAAUCUCGUCGCUUUCAUCAUCCUCUCUGCUUUAGCUGUUUUCGGCUCCACCGUCUUCAUCAUGACCCGACCCAGAUCCGUUUACCUCGUUGAUUACUCUUGUUAUCUUCCUCCGGCGAGUCUUCAGGUUCCUUACCAGAAAUUCAUGGAUCAUUCUAGAUUAAUCAAAGAUUUCAACGACUCUUCGCUCGAGUUUCAAAGGAAGAUUCUUGAACGAUCUGGUUUAGGAGAAGAGACUUAUCUCCCUGAGGCUUUACAUUGCAUCCCUCCAACUCCGACAAUGGUGGCGGCGCGUCAAGAAGCUGAGCAGGUUAUGUUCGGUGCUCUCGACAAGCUUUUCGAGAAUACCCAAAUUAACCCUAGGGAUAUUGGUGUGUUGGUUGUGAAUUGUAGCUUGUUUAAUCCAACUCCUUCGUUAUCUGCUAUGAUUGUUAACAAGUAUAAGCUUAGGGGAAAUGUUAAGAGUUUUAAUCUAGGUGGAAUGGGAUGUAGUGCCGGUGUUAUCGCUAUUGAUUUAGCUAAAGAUAUGUUGCAAGUUCAUAGGAAUACUUAUGCUGUUGUGGUUAGUACUGAGAAUAUUACUCAGAAUUGGUAUUUUGGUAAUAAGAAAGCAAUGUUGAUCCCGAAUUGCUUGUUUCGGGUUGGUGGAUCGGCGAUUUUGUUGUCGAAUAAGCCUAGGGAUCGUAGACGGUCAAAGUACAAGCUUGUUCAUACGGUUAGGACUCAUAAAGGAGCUGGUGAGAAGGCUUUUAAUUGUGUUUAUCAAGAACAGGACGAGAAUGGGAAAACCGGGGUUUCUUUGUCUAAGGAGCUUAUGGCUAUAGCUGGGGAAGCGCUUAAGGCGAAUAUCACUACUUUGGGUCCUUUGGUUCUUCCCAUAAGCGAACAGAUUCUGUUUUUCGCGACUUUGGUUACAAAGAAAUUGUUUAAUGCUAAGCUGAAGCCUUACAUCCCGGAUUUCAAGCUUGCCUUUGAUCAUUUCUGUAUCCAUGCUGGUGGUAGAGCAGUGAUUGAUGAGCUCGAGAAGAAUUUGCAGCUUUCGCAGACACAUGUCGAAGCAUCGAGAAUGACGUUGCACAGAUUUGGAAACACUUCUUCGAGCUCGAUCUGGUAUGAGCUUGCUUACAUAGAGGCCAAAGGCAGGAUGAGGAAAGGGAACCGGGUUUGGCAGAUUGCUUUUGGAAGUGGGUUUAAGUGUAACAGCGCGGUUUGGGUGGCUCUACACAAUGUCAAGCCUUCGGUUAGUAGUCCGUGGGAACACUGCAUAGAUCGAUAUCCUGUUAAACUUGACCUCUGA
Messenger RNA from Arabis nemorensis, 1533 nucleotides. NCBI's taxonomy places the organism in Eukaryota, Viridiplantae, Streptophyta, Magnoliopsida, Brassicales, Brassicaceae. The record is from the annotation of a GenBank genome assembly.